AUGGAGGAGGUAGAGUUAGGCACGACCCAGACACAGAAGGUCAUGACGUACGAGGAGGUGAAGAAAAUCUGCAGAGAAAGCAAUCUGUACGAAACGGACGAGUUGAACGAAGUUCUCUACCUACACAUGAAGGGCUUCCACAGCAUCGGUGGUUUGGCAUCGUUUACCAACCUCAAGUGCCUCUUCCUCAACAAUAAUUGCAUAAAGGAAAUUGAAAACCUAGGUGGACUCACCAACCUGCGGGCCUUGUAUCUCCAAAACAACGACAUUCAUUCGAUAAAAAACAUAGAGUGUACAUCCCUUGUAACUUUGAACUUAGCGAACAACAAAAUUAAGAGACUUGGAAAUCUGGGCCAUCUGAAGGGGCUCCAAACGCUCAACGUAUCUCACAACCUUAUCGAAGAAAUAGAGGACAUUGCGGAAGUUGCUAAGCUCCACAAUCUCUCCCAUCUAGAUUUAUCUGGCAACCACUUGAACUUCCACGAAGGGAUAGAUGCUGAUAACCUGAAGAACUUUUUACACGACAUGGAUGGGUGUUCUUCUGCUGGUCUUCACCAUUUGGGGGCAGAUGACAAGCACGGUAUGGCACUGGACGAGGCGACUACGCUAGGUACACUUUGCCCUCCCCAUCGAUCUACCCUUUUUGAAGAAUUUCUACAUCUCCGUGAAGACCCCCCAGAGGAUGGAUGUGAAAGGGAACCCCCUCGAAAAGUCAAGUACCACCAAAAUGUCCAAUCGAUGGACCAACUGACAAGGAAGAAAAUUAUAUUUCUGUGUGAACUGAUUAUUCUGUUAAAUCAGUUGGGGAAGCUAAGAACGCUCCUCGUUAAAAACAAUCCAUUCCUCAGCAAAAUCAGGCAUGCCUCUAGGUACCUGGUUGCCAAUAUACCCAAUCUGACCUUCCUGGACGAUAAGAAGAUAAAGAAAGAGGAUAUCUGCCUGGCGAGAAUGUUCUUGAAAAGGGGGCCCGCGCAAGAAAUGGAACUUAAAAAAAUAUUUGAGAAAAGAAAAAUGGAAAAAUACAAAAACUUAUCGGAGAAGUUUCAUGCGUUUCUCAUGGCUCAAAGUGGAGGCUCCUGA
Plasmodium knowlesi strain H is the source of this 1080-nucleotide messenger RNA. RefSeq names its product leucine-rich repeat protein. Gene Ontology annotation, molecular function: protein binding. The record is from RefSeq and is a predicted model, not a curated record. The coding region runs from base 1 to 1080 and encodes 359 amino acids. The transcript is spliced from 5 exons. NCBI's taxonomy places the organism in Eukaryota, Apicomplexa, Aconoidasida, Haemosporida, Plasmodiidae.